This is a messenger RNA of Zingiber officinale, 2215 nucleotides long. RefSeq names its product tubby-like F-box protein 5. The coding region runs from base 821 to 2050 and encodes 409 amino acids. The transcript is spliced from 6 exons. Lineage: Eukaryota; Viridiplantae; Streptophyta; Magnoliopsida; Zingiberales; Zingiberaceae. The record is from RefSeq and is a predicted model, not a curated record.
UCGACAGCCACACGAGGGAUGGGAUGAGUGUACGAGCCACAUCGUCCACUUUUUAAGGUCCAUCCACAUUAUUAAAUUUGUGUGGAGAAUUCAGGAUAAACAUUGUUCUUAGAGUUCUGUGUUUUUUUUGGUUUUUCCUCCCAAUUUCUCACUACGAUCUGUGCCUGUAAAAAAUUGAGGAAGUAGGAGCGUAACAGCGACAGCAGUUGGCUUCCAGCAGACAUCGACGUCCAUUCUUAAGCUUGGAAGGAAGGGUAGAGAACAAUUGCAACGCAACGAGGAGAAGAAGUCUGUGUUCAUCGAAUCGCGAUCUUCUCCUUCUUCUUUUCUAAGUUAGUAUUGUUCAGUGCGUCCUCAAGCAGGCGCGAACCCUUCUGGAGGCCAUCUUUCUAUUGUCGUUUAUUGGUACAAUAAUGCAACACGAGAGCAGUGUGGAUGAGUUAUAUAUGGCUGAUAGGAAGAUAAAGUUCGGAGCUUUGGGGGGAGGAAGAAUUUCUUACCGCAUCUUGUAGGAGGGAAUGCUUCUCCGCCGAUGUUUUGUUUCGCGUUGAUCGGUUCCAGGAUCGAGACGCCCGAUUUGAGGAUCGGCAGAAGUUGAAGAACGCGAGGUUUUUCCCCCCUCCCGGAGGAACAAAAAGCGGAGGGAGGACGGUAGAUUUCAGAAGGAUGGUCUUUUGAUUCUUUGAGAGAAGGCGGCGAUGGAGGCAUCGGUAGCAUGUCUCCUUGAAUCAAACCCUAGCGCUCUUCUCCGAUAUAGUAAAUCUACAUAACCAAACCUUGUAAGCUGCAAACCCUCGUACCACACCCUUGGAUCUGAGCGAUGCCGUUUAAGAGCCUCGUCCGCGAGCUGAAGGAGAAGAGAGACGGCCCUGGAAGCGUGCCCAAGAGAGGCUGGCGCGGAGGAGGAACCACCGAAUCGAAGACGAUCGCGCACAGCGGAGGCUGUUCCCAGCGUACUCCGUGGCAACACCCGCCGAAUCUGGAGCAGCCGCAGGAAAGGUGGGCGAAUCUACCUCCGGAGCUCCUCUUGGACGUCAUCAGGCGGGUCGAGGGGAGUGAAGUCUCGUGGCCGGCGAGAAGGAAUGUGGUGGGAUGCGCCGCCGUGUGCCGUCUCUGGCGGAGCAUCACCAAGGAAGUUGUCAAAUCCCUUGAGCAUUGCGGCCGGAUCACCUUCCCCAUCUCCCUAAAGCAGCCUGCGCCACGAGAUUACCCCAUUCAGUGCUUCAUGAGAAGGGAUCGAGCAACCUCAACCUUCCGGUUAUACCUCGGUCUGAGCCCAUCACUGCGGAUGCAGAACGACAAGAUGUUGCUUGCUGCUCGCAAGAUCAGAAGGGCAACUAGCACUGACUUCGUGAUCUCGCUCACCGCUGAUGAUUUCUCGCGAGCUAGCAGCACCUACAGUGGCAAAGCGAGAUCAAAUUUUCUAGGAACCAAGUUUACAGUCUACGACAGCCAACCUCCAUACGAUGCUGCAAUUUCUUCGCGUAAUCGUUCAUCCAACCGAAGGAUCAAUUGCAAGCAAGUUUCACCUCGAGUGCCCGCCGGCAACUACAAUAUAGCCACCAUUUCGUACGAACUCAAUCUCCUCCGAACUCGAGGUCCGAGAAGAAUCCAGUGCGCCAUGCACUCGAUUCCCCUCUCUUCCAUUCAGGAAGGCGGAAGUGUGCCGGCACCCCGCAGUUUCACUCACGCCGUCGAUGAGCAACCCUCCGGAGCACCGACCAUGAAGGGCAAGGAACCGGUGACGGAAUUUUCCGCCGGGGAGCCGCUCGUUCUGAAAAACAAGGCGCCUAGAUGGCACGAACAACUUCAGUGCUGGUGCUUGAACUUCAGAGGACGAGUGACUGUGGCUUCUGUCAAGAACUUUCAGCUUGUUGCAGCUGCGAAUCCUUCAUGCAGCAUCUCCCCGGCCGAGCAAGAAAAGGUUAUUCUUCAGUUUGGGAAGAUAGGGAAGGACAUUUUCACCAUGGAUUAUCAGUACCCGCUCUCCGCCUUCCAAGCAUUUGCUAUCUGCUUGACGAGCUUCGACAAUAAGCCAGCAUGUGAAUGAAUGAAUGGUUGUUGAUGGAGGUAUUAAUUAUAUCGAUGUAUUCAUCUUCUCGUGACUACUUCUUUGUAUCAAAUGAGAGUGAGUGUCUACGAUCAAAUGUUAAUCAUAUCAAGCGUGGAUGUAAUAUAUUUUUGAUGUUUGUUAAAUCAAGCACCUUUAAAUGAA